This is a messenger RNA of Aplysia californica (California sea hare), 1830 nucleotides long. RefSeq lists its product as uncharacterized. Gene Ontology annotation, molecular function: RNA polymerase II cis-regulatory region sequence-specific DNA binding; DNA-binding transcription factor activity. Lineage: Eukaryota; Metazoa; Mollusca; Gastropoda; Aplysiida; Aplysiidae. Gene Ontology annotation, biological process: regulation of transcription by RNA polymerase II. Gene Ontology annotation, cellular component: nucleus. The record is from RefSeq and is a predicted model, not a curated record.
GCACGUGCAACAGGACCACCAGAUGAGCAUCUGUCUGCAGAAAGGACCGCUCUUCAUCGACGGCGACUCGGCCCCUGCGGAAGGUGACACCGGCAGCGCACGCCCGCCGCCCGCCCACGCCUCUAUCAACAGCCGCGAUUACAUGACCACAGACAAGCAGAAGUCGCCGUGUCCAACUGCGUCCUCUGCUGCCACGGCUUGUUGUGACCACAGUGACCAGAGUGACCAGCCCACGGAUCUGUCCAUGACAUGUUCGAACGGGUUGGGGAAAGCUGUAGUGAAAUGUAACGACCACGGUUGCAAGAUCACCUUAGAACCGAAGAAAAAUGUGAGAGAUGCCCCGGCGCCCUCUGAAGUCACAGAUGCUAACAAGGCAGCAACUUUGCCAAAAAAGAGAAGGUUUCUAACCGCGACAGACAACGAGUUUACUUCAAAUUCAGGGAAUCCAAGUAAUCCAAACAAUGCUAACGAUGUCAUGCAAGCGAUUCCAAGUAACGCGAGCGAUGUCACGAAAAACGUAAAUAUUAUAGAAAGUGGUGAGAUGACGAAUGCCCUAGAAGAUAUUGCAGAAGGAGAUGAUGACAGCGUGUUUUAUCAAAGAACAACAAACGUUGAGGAGAGUAAGGAGGCAGAGUCUGCGUCAAAUGUGUCUGUAUAUGUGACCGCCCAGUAUGCUAAAGACGAGCUGUGCUGUGUUUCGCUGUCCACGCAGAAAGAAAAGAACGCAAAGCUGAAGAAACUUCUGGAAACAGAGCCACCCGCUGACAGCAAGGCUUUAGAGAGUGUAGUGGCGGACGCUGACUCACAGUGCGCCGAUAAGUCCACCACCAAACUGGUCUACAAGUUCCCUUUCCUCGUGCCCAAGAGCCCUGACUCGGUGAAGCCGCUACUGGCUGUUACAGAAGGCAGCGCGGACGGAGGAGGAAGCAGGAGUGUGGCCAGAGGUAGUGAUAGCUCCCCCCACCUGCCACCAGCUGGCGACUCCUAUGGUCAAGCGUCACGUGGUCCAGGCUUGGGCUUUGUCCCAGGAUCCACGCUGGAACAGAAUAUUGAUCGAAUCAUCCGGGCGUCCAUCUCCUCCGACGCCUACCCUGAGGAAUUCGACAUCUUGAGGAUGGAAACCGAUACACCGGGAUCGUUGAAAUCCGGUUCCGACUCCUCCCGCUCACCACCCACUGGCCACCCUUCUAUGGCGCGCUCCCCACGACUGGUAACUCCGACCCAGCAGUACCGAAGAAUGUCCCAAUCCUCUGUCGACUACGAUAUGCCGAUGCUAAUCAACGCUGUCAAAUCUUCAGACAUCUACGACUCCCCCAUUUACAAACUGAAACCCCCGCCGCCGGUAACGCCCGGUGACCUCUCUAAUAAAAUGUCCCCUGUACCAGUAGCAACUUUUCUCCCGCCCGGCCUCUCGCCUCACCCCAGUAUGGAUGACCAAGUUGGCCUGCACAGACAGAAAGAUGUCCCUCACCUCGACUCUGCCUCUCCCCCCGGCGGGCUGCGAAGAUACAAUAACUCUCUCGCAAGGCCGGAGCCGCCGACUUUCAUGCCCGUCGAUGGCGCCAACCCAGGACACUCAGACAGACAUUUCCUCCAGGGUCACUACGCCACAGGCACGCAAGGGUCUGUCGAGAGAGCUGUGGGACUUGAUAAAGCUUUCCGGAAAGGCUUCGGCCAUCCCCGGGUGGGCGUCCUUGACCCCGGCCUGCCUUCUCUGACCAGUGUCCAGCAGCAGCACCAGGCGCUGUACCGUGACGUGGCCGAUUCUCAGUGGCUGGGGCUGCAGGAGGACAACUCCAGCAACGGCGAGUUUCAUGGUGCCGUCGGCAG